Messenger RNA from Cokeromyces recurvatus, 902 nucleotides. RefSeq lists its product as uncharacterized. NCBI's taxonomy places the organism in Eukaryota, Fungi, Mucoromycota, Mucoromycetes, Mucorales, Mucoraceae. The record is from RefSeq and is a predicted model, not a curated record. Bases 57 to 782 code for a protein of 241 amino acids. The transcript has 2 exons.
UUUUUUUUUCUCAUUGUUAUUAUUAUUAUUAUUCGCUAUAUUACCGAUAAAGAAAAAUGGGUUGUUGCAAUUCAAAAAAUGACAUUAAUCAAGAUGAAGGACGUAUUCCUCGAAAUGCAAUAAAUCAAACUAAUAAUGAAAACAAUAUAAACAUUACGGAAAAUAAUAGUAAUAACGUACAUCAACAACAUCCAACUCCUCCUAUUGUUGUUACAAAAGCUAAUUCAAUAAAGUCAACUGAUUCAUCUUUAUUGCCACCAUCUACUUCAACUCAACCUAUUAAUCAGGAUGUGAAAAUACAACAACAUGGACAGGAAGAAGAUAACAAAGAGAUAGAAAAAUCUGUAGCAGAGGUAACUGAAGAUAAUGAACCACCUGCCUUUGUAACAACAGAAGAAGAAGAAGAAAAGGAAAGGAUUCAAGAAAUCCAACCUACUCAAAGUAUAUCAUCAUCAGAAUUGAAUAACACAACAACAGAGAUUCAUAAUACCACUUCAGAAGAAGAGCCUUGGACGAUAUUCAUCAGACGAACAAAUGCACCUACAAAUGAUAUCAAGAUUCAUAUUCCAACAAAAGAACCUUUCAUGACCGUCUCUGACUUGAAAAAGAGUGAUAAAAUACCUUUAGAACCUGAUCAACGCAUCAAAUUUAUUUAUCUUGGUCGUAUCUUGGAAGAUCAGUUUGCCUUUAUUCCUGCUUCUUCUUCUUCUUUUACAUCAACAAAAAAUUCGAUUAAAAUUGCAAAUCAUGGUGUUAUUCAAGCUAUGAUUUACAAGAAAUAACAAAUGUAUCAUAAAACAUGUACGUAACAAGGGUUUCAUUUUAAUAGAACAGAACUUGUAUUAAUAAAACCAAUAAAAUGCCAUUUUAUUUAUAUGGUUUUUUUUUUUUUUUUUUUUUUU